AUGAACGGUCAAGAGAGGGAGCCGGCUUACAAGCGGCGCCGCGUAGCGCUUGCUUGCAAGACGUGCCGAAAUCGAAAAUCACGUUGCGACGGGUCGCGGCCAGCCUGCCGGUCGUGCGUCGAUUUGGGCCAGAAUUGUGUCUACGACCGCCAGGAUGAUAGCAGCCAUGGCGACAUGAACCAAAGGGUUUCCGAGAUCGAAGAUGUACUGAAAGAGCUCAUGGACUGGAGAAAGGCUGCAGAGAACAGCGGCCUACGCUCAGAACCACCACCACCUCCUACGAGCAACUCUUAUCAUCCGGGGAGGUCUGGCUCCGAUGCAGAGACUGAAGCCGAUCAAGGGUUAAGGGUUCCCGACCCCGUAGAUCUGUCCCUCGACGGCAUGACCGUUGUUGCAGACUCUCUGCAGGAGUCUGAGUCAACGUUUCUUGGUCCAUCCUCGAAUAUAUACUUUCUGCGCCAAAUUUCCAAUGCUUUAUCAUCGCCGCUGGUGUCGCCCGGAGUAGAUGAUCGACAUCCUCAGUCCAUGCUGAGUAGGCCACCGUCACCUCGGCCGCGUAUCCGUGUCAUUGCUACUGCUGGCAGUCGUCCAGUGGAUAUGUAUGCAUUGCCGCCCCGUGACCACGGUCUACGGCUUCUGGAACUUUUCUUCUCUGACUCAGGCAUGCUUUUCCCCUACAUCCACCAAGAAGAGUUGUUGGCUUCUUAUCAGUCUGCAUUCAUGCAAAGACCACUCAGUAUUUCGAGCACAUUCACCUGCCUGCUGAAUGCCAUCUUCGCCAUGGCUACCUACCACAGCGUACGAGAUGAUCUCGACCAUCGUGAUGCGCUUGUUGAGUCCGACGUAUUCUAUUCGAGAGCUAAAUUGCUUGCAUCCAAGUUAGACUUGGAACACGCAAAUAUCCAGACCGUGCAAGCGCUUCUACUCAUGCAUCAGUAUUGCUUAGCAACUCAACGAUCUGCCCAAAUCUGGACUUCGCAUGCCGUGACAAUCAGGGUCGCUAUGCAGCUGGGACUGCAUUCUGCAUCGAGACUCGGCACAUUUUCUCCCCUCGAGGCGGAGGUUAGAAAAAGAAUCUGGUUUGGUUGUAUUAUACUUGAUCGCACGUUGAGCACAACCUUUGGGAGACCGCCGGCGAUUCCGAACAAUUUUGUCAAGCUACCGCUUCCAGAAUACCAGACUCUCGACGCGCUUUCAAAGGGAGAGGCCAUGGAGUCAACUGCAUCGGGUCCUGACUUCGGCACUGUCUGCCUCUUUACGGCUACUUCUGACUUGUACAUGCUCCAGGGGGACAUUAUCGCAGACCUUUACGGGAACAACCUAGAGGACGACCCUAUCCUAUCCGAAGUCGAGAUUCUCAGGCACGUGGUCGAUUUCGAACAGAAGUUUCUGGCCUGGAAACGAAAGCUGCCAUCUCGACUGCAAAAGACACCUUGGCUCGAGAAGGCCCGGUGCGAUCCAGCCAAUGCUGAGAGAACCUCCAACUUCGACCGUCUCAGCGUGAUUCUGGCUUUACGUUACCUCAACGCUCGACUACUGCUCCGCCGACCACUUCUGAUACUUUGUCUCAGAGGAAACCACCGUUUCAUGCCUGACGGAGUCCUUUCAAGCGAGAAAAAGCCGUACUUCAACCGACUCGUGAUGCAUGAGAUCAUGAUGUGCGAAGAAGAUGCCAUCGAAGUGAUUGAGAUCAUCUCGAGCACGAACCCAUACCCUUCCCUCCGAACAACCUGGUGGUUCUCCGCGUAUUACUGCUUUACUGCAGCAUUGACUGUAUUCUCAUGCAUACUGCUCCGCAUUCAUUGCAGAAACCUGUGGCAGGAGUUUUCUAUCAGAGACACGACGAUGGAUCUCCGUCGUAGUCUACAAAUGGCUGUCGAGGUCUUCCCCGCUUACGGCAGCAAUGCUACCGCCCAGCGAGCCGAGAAGACCUUGAGGAAGCUCAUGAACCUCCACUCUGAGAUAAGUAUGAAGUCCCCCGGCGUUCAAGCUCUUGCCAAGGCUCUUGCCAACCCUGUGCAACGGAAAGCGAACUGCAUAGGUGAGAAGACAAUAUCUAACAGUCCCGACAGUAUCAACCCAACACAACAGUUUGGAGCACAGGACAGCCCAGCUGCAACCUGCGGCUCAAAUGUAUCCGCACUCAAGCCUGGAGUACGACGCAACAAAUCCAUCUGUCAACGCAGCUAG
This is a messenger RNA of Exophiala spinifera, 2190 nucleotides long. RefSeq lists its product as uncharacterized. Gene Ontology annotation, biological process: DNA-templated transcription; positive regulation of transcription from RNA polymerase II promoter by galactose. Gene Ontology annotation, cellular component: nucleus. The record is from RefSeq and is a predicted model, not a curated record. Bases 1 to 2190 code for a protein of 729 amino acids. The transcript has 8 exons. Gene Ontology annotation, molecular function: zinc ion binding; RNA polymerase II cis-regulatory region sequence-specific DNA binding; DNA-binding transcription factor activity, RNA polymerase II-specific. Lineage: Eukaryota; Fungi; Ascomycota; Eurotiomycetes; Chaetothyriales; Herpotrichiellaceae.